Messenger RNA from Solanum pennellii, 651 nucleotides. Its product is annotated as subtilisin-like protease SBT3.10. The coding region runs from base 25 to 333 and encodes 102 amino acids. NCBI's taxonomy places the organism in Eukaryota, Viridiplantae, Streptophyta, Magnoliopsida, Solanales, Solanaceae. The record is from RefSeq and is a predicted model, not a curated record. The transcript has 3 exons.
AUCACAAAGAAAAAAGGUGUAGUGAUGCAGAAAAUCCAAAUUAUUUUCUUGGUUUUCUUGUUAUUGUUUGUUGCAGAUUGUGCAGAAGCAAAAGUGUACAUUGUUUAUACUGAAAAUCCUCAACCUAAGGAGUUUCAUAUCAAGACCUUAGCUUCUGUUCUUGGCAGUGAGGAUGCUGCAAAGGAGGCUUUGAUUUACAGUUACAAGCACGUGAUCAGUGGGUUCGCGGCCAAGCUGACUCCUGAGCAGGUCUCUGAGCUUGCAAAAAAACCUGGGGUCUUGGAAAUUGUCCCAAGCAGAAUGUACCAUUUAGAUGGACCGAAGCUUAAGUGAAAACCAAUUCUUGUGACUCCAUCGCCAGACCAAUUUACCUUGAUAUGUGUACGUAUAAGCUCGUGAUAUAUGUUUAGCAUUAUAUGAUAUGCAUACAUAAAGGGAAGUUUGUUCCGCGAGUGCAAACUUGGUGAUGUGACUCUUGUUUAAAUAAAUGAAAGCAAAAUGUGUUCAACAUGUGAUACAAAACAUAGUACAUAGACGUUUCCUUCUGACAUCUAUGCCCUCCAACUUUGGAUAGUAUUUAAACUUAGAACAAAUAGACGCACAUAUUCUACUCGGAGAGUUACAAUAGAGAAAUGCAUGUAUGAUUAACUC